Molecule: messenger RNA, 1845 nt
Organism: Lachancea lanzarotensis
Lineage: Eukaryota; Fungi; Ascomycota; Saccharomycetes; Saccharomycetales; Saccharomycetaceae
Gene: RAD7
Product: LALA0S10e01354g1_1
Exons: 1
Coding region: 1-1845 (614 amino acids)
Biological process (GO): SCF-dependent proteasomal ubiquitin-dependent protein catabolic process
Cellular component (GO): SCF ubiquitin ligase complex
Source: RefSeq, a predicted model, not a curated record
AUGUAUAGAGGAAGAAAUAGACCCAGAGGCAAAGCUACGGAAGACAACCAAGUUAGAGGGCCUAACUCUGCGUUAACGCAAUUUCUGAAAGAACAGGGUAUUAAUGCUGAAAGCAUCAGACAGAAAUGGUUGAAGAGUCGUAAAACGGAGGAGGAACAACCGUCAGACGGUGUCAAAAGCGAAAGUCAGGAACCCACCAGUGUUCCGAAAAAUACUACACGCGGUAGACGUCGUCCGCUGGGUAGUAGCUCAGACGACGACGAUGACGAUUACGAUGACGAUGAUGGUGAUGACGAUGAGGAUGGUUUGGAACUUGACGACCAAAGCGUGGGUGAAAGUGACGAUGAAGGAAAAGAAGACAGCGAAACCACUCGUUUUGAAGAAAGCAAAUCUACGACUCCGCGUCUUGAUGGUAACAGUCGAUUAAAGCGGUACGGUAUAGACGAUGAGGACAGCGAUGAAGCAGAGUACGACGAUAACAAGAGCUCAAGAACCGUUUCGGAAACUCCUGUACUUGAAAUAACCCAAGAACAAGCCGAGCAAAAGCUAAAGAGAAGCCGACAGCAACUGCAACAGAGAAGAAGGAAGAAGAAAAGAGCUGCAGAGCUCUUGGAUCGGAAAACGAGACGUAUCUCAACUCUGCAAGAUACUUGCAUUGCCCAAAUUAGCUCCAACAUCUUGAAAGUGCAGAGAAAUGCUAACGCCGGUGAUGAGAGCAUUUCCACCAAAAUCCGUGAUACUCUGGGUGGGUUGUCAACGCAGAACAUGAACAAACUUGCUAGAACUUUGUCGAAGAACCGGGCGCUUGACGAUCAUACGCUCCAAUUGUUCUUAAGGACGAAUCUUCACACACUCAGUUUUCAUGACUGUUCCAAGUUGUCGUACGAGGGAUACAAACAGCUUGCAAUUUUUGCACCCCAACUGUCAGAGCUUUCUCUACAAAUGUGCGGUCAACUAAAUAAUGAAGCACUUCUCUAUAUCAGUGAAAAGCUUCCCAAACUAACGUCCUUGGACCUUGACGGCCCAUUUCUAAUCAAUGAGGCUACGUGGGAUGGUUUCUUUGCGCGAAUGAAAGGAAGAUUAAGUGCAUUUCAUGUCUCAAAUACCCACCGUUUUACUAAUAGCUCACUUGAAAGUCUUUUGAGAAACUGUGGAGAUAGUCUUGUAUCUUUGAAGUUGUCGAGACUCGAUGAUGUUUCCGAUUACAGCAUUAUAUCAAAAUAUCUCAAGCACGAGAACUUAGAGCGGCUGGCGCUAGAGUACCCAAAUAAGGAAGAGUAUAUUACAGAUGAUGUGGUGUCCGCGAUAUUGGCAGGAGCCGGACGAAAUUUGAAGCAUCUGGACUUGAAUGGGUGCACCGCUCUCACAGACACCACAAUUUUAAAUUUGAAAGAUGCUUUUGCUCAAAAUGAGGACAACAUAAGCAUUCUCGAAUCUCUUGAACUGGAAGAGCUCGAUCAGAUUUCCACAGAUGCUGUGGUGCUUCUCUUUAGCCAAAUCCAGAUGCCUGAGCUCAAGUUUUGUAGUCUCAAGCGUUGUCUCCAACUUGAAGAUAUGGCGCUCACAGAAUUGUUCUUAAACAAAGCGGCACAGACACUGGUUAGUCUCGUCCUCAAUUCUCUGAAAGAAUUGAAUGGCGAAUGUUUUGAGGCAAUGUCUUGCCCAAAGCUGGAAAGGCUUGAUAUCGGGUUUAUGGGAUGCGCGAACGACAAACUUGUCAAGAAGCUUGGUGAACAAAAUCCGAAACUGGAGAUAUUAGAGGUGUUUGGAGAUAACUUGGUCACGGGAAAAGCUCAUAUAAGAUCAGGACUCACCGUUAUCGGACGUCAAAGCGAUACAUUGUAA